CGGGCCGGACAUGGCGGCGCAGUCACGGAUCCCCGCAACCACCUGCGCGAAGGAGCGAGCUGGGAGCGAAGGAGGCAGAGAGGGUCGGUCGCGCGUUGACGAAGGUCGGUGAGGAACGUUGGCGGCGGCGACGACGUGAUGGAGAGAAGCGGCGGCGACAACGGCAGAUAGACGAGAUGAAGAAAGCACGCGAUCGUGACUUCCUCCAGGAUAUCUUGCAGCGCGCUGAAGGCCCAUAACCGCAUGUGCAAACCCGGCCCACCUCUGCUGGGGCCCACCUGCAUGAUCCGAGGACCCCGCCUCCAGAGGCUUGAACCGAGGCGCGAUCUCCGCUGCGGCCGCGAACUGCACCAGCGAGGUCGCCUCCUCCGCCGGCGUCCCCUUCUCCGAUCGCCCAACCUCGAUCCACUCGUCGACCGUUGGAGAAGCUCCUCUCUCACCCGACAACGACGCGACGAAGAAGUCCCCUAGAACCGCCGGCGGCGUGACCCGUCUCGGCGGCAAAGGGCCCUUCCACGCCUUCAGCCGCACCGAGGGCUUGGGCAACCGCAGCCCCGUCGGAGAAGAUGACGCCGGUCGCCGAACCUCCUCCCGAACAGAAGAUCUUGGCGGCGAGGAAGAUCUUGCCCUCGCUGCGGCCGGCCUUGACUCGGGCUUCUCCCAAACACGGGACUCCGCCGAAGGAUAGCCAAUACGAGACCAAAAGUCGGCGAGCAUCUCAUCGCCUUUGAGGGCAGCAACGGGAUCCGGCGGCGGAACACGUGGUUCAUCAGCCAGACCUCACCAUGCCACCUCCUCCGCCACAGAUAGCUCCUCCUCGCCUCCCGAGAUCUCACCGAGAAGAUCAAAACGCGAGCCUGGACUCAACAAGCUGGCCGACGUCCGACCUGCCGGCGAUUUCCCUAGCCCGAUCGGUUGUAGGAGCAGCCUACGGCGAGGUUUCCUCGGCGGCGUCCGCCAGCCCUCACUCAUCUCCCCCUAAAAGUUUUUCAGCUCCUUGGAUGGUUUAAUGGUGGUGACGAAGGCGAUCUCUUGCUUGUCUAUGAACUGGUAGCCAACGGCAGUCUCGAUGCUCACUUGUACAAGCCAAACUACUUGCUGCCAUGGACAGUCAGGUACGAGGUCGCCCUCGGCCUUGGCUCCGCGCUGAUGUACCUGCACCAGGAUACGGAGCAGUCUGUCGUGCACAGGGAUGUCAAGCCAAGCAAUAUCAUGCUGAACGCGUCCUUGAAAGCCAAGCUCGGUGACUUUGGCCUCGCAAGGUUCGUCUGCGACGGUCGGGGCUCGCUCACGACAGGUGCAGCCGGGACACUCGGGUACAUGGACCCAAAGUGUGUAUACUCAGGCAAGGCCACCAUGGAGUCCGACGUGUACAACUUUGGUGUCGUACUGUUGGAGAUCGCCUGCUGCCGAAGGCCAGCCGUGGCCCGAGAUGAUGACGAGGGAGCCGUCAUCCACCUGGUGCAGUGGGUCUGGGAGGUGUACGGCCAAGGGGCCAUCCUUGAGGCAGCCGAUGUGCGGCUGGACGGCAAGUUCGUUGAGCAGGAGAUGGAGCGUGUCAUGAUGGUCGGGCUUUGGUGUGGGCACCCUGACCCCAGCCUAAGGCCAUCCAUCAGGCAGGCCAUCAGCGUUCUGCGGUUGGAGACACCACUGCCGAGCCUCCCGGCAAAGAUGCCGGUCCCCGCCUACAUGAGGCCGCCACUGGGUGAUGACUCUUUCGGUUCUCCGGGGACUACCGGCCACAUCAGCAGCUGGGAUGCCAGCACGACCCAUUCAACUCGAAACAAAGUUGAAUAGACGAUCGCCAAUCUUGGCAUUUAGGAUUGUUUCAGUAGAUUUCAAGUACUACUUGUAACUAGCGGAAUUACUCUAUAUGUAUGCUUGAACUGAACGAAGCUCAACAAAACCUGAGCCACUUGAGAUUUUGAUCCGUUCUCUGUGCAGGCAUGUAAUUAAGCUUGAUUUCCUGCUUAUUGCAUUAAAUAAAGGGGGAAACCCCUAGUUUACGGGGGUA
This is a messenger RNA of Lolium perenne, 2014 nucleotides long. RefSeq names its product L-type lectin-domain containing receptor kinase IX.1-like. Gene Ontology annotation, biological process: protein phosphorylation. NCBI's taxonomy places the organism in Eukaryota, Viridiplantae, Streptophyta, Magnoliopsida, Poales, Poaceae. The record is from RefSeq and is a predicted model, not a curated record. Gene Ontology annotation, molecular function: protein kinase activity; ATP binding.